AUGUUUCUCUGUAAGAUCGGUUCGCGUUCGUGUUGGUACAAAGUAGCCGCGUGUCUUUUGGUGGCUAUUUUGAUAAUCGCUUGUCUGACGAUCUUUGAUGUUAUACCAAUAAAAAAUGGAGACACUUCCGCUGCGGAAAAUAUGACGCGUCCGGAAACGACGACACCGCAAGGAAGACUUAGAGGUAUAAAUAUGGUCACAAACCUUGGCAGAAUAUUCUCGGGCUUCAUUGGAAUCCCGUAUGCCGAACCACCGGUUGGAGAUCUCAGGUUCAAACAAGCUGUACCAGCGGGUCCUUGGAAUGGGACUUUGGAUGCUGACCACAUGCCUAACCAUUGUUAUCACGAAGUGCCCGAGAUCUUGGGCGAUGAGGAUUGCCUCUAUCUUAACGUUUACACGCCACAGAUCCCUAAGAGCAGGAGGUCUAAGUUACUGCCAGUGAUGGUCUUCAUCUUCGGUGGACAAUAUAGAUUUGGAACGAGCACACCUGACCGAUGGAGUCCGGAAUUUCUUCUUAACAAAGACGUAGUUCUCGUAGCACCGAACUAUCGUUUCGGAAUACUAGGACUUUUGAGUACCGGCGACGAAGUAUCGCCUGGAAACAAUUUAAUAAAAGAUAUAGCUGAAGCUCUGAGAUGGAUCCAAAAAUAUAUCAAGUAUUUCGGUGGUGAUCCAAGUCAAGUGACUGUCUUCGGUGGAAGUUCAGGCGCCGUAUGCACUCAUAUUUUGAGUGCAUCUCCUUUAACAAAAGGACUCUUCCACCAAUACAUGACACACAGUGGAGUGGGGACCUCGUCUUUUAAUCCUGAACCGUCUUCAGUGGCCGCCAGUCGAACCAUUAAGUUGGGUGAACACCUUGGAUGUCCGACCGAGUCGUCAAUCGUUCUUGUUGAUUGCCUGAGGACUUUCAAUGGUUCAUACAUAUACCAUACAGAAGAGUUGUUCAUAGAUGCAAACUCGUCCAGCCGUAUUGUUUGGUAUCCUGUUAUCGAACCUGACGUAGAAGGUGCAUUGAUUACGGAUACACCAGCGAAUAUUAUGACCAAUGGAAAAAAGAAUGAUUUGCCGUGGGUGGCGCUCGUGACUAGGGACGAAGGAAUUGUUGAAACUGCAAGAUACUACGAUAGGCCAGACUUGUUCCAGGAGUUUUUAGACAACGUUGACGCUCGCUUAAUCGACUUUUUAAAAUAUGACACUUGGUCAGCUGAUGUCGAUGCCCAAACUGCUGCUCUGAAGUCUCGUUACUUGAACGAUCUAACUGCUGAUCGAACUUUGCUGAUACGCAAUUUGACUGACCUCAUGACUGAUGGCGAAUUCAUUUAUCCUAUUUACAACGAGGUUAAACAAUACGUAAACAAUCCUGCUUACAAGAGUCCCGCAUACUUCUGCACUUUCGACUACCGGGGCACUUUAAGCUACAGCUAUUCGUUUAGUGACAAUAACACGGAGAAUUGGGGAGCGGCACACGGUGACGAGCUGCUUUACCUCCUUCCAGGACCAAAAGAAAUGUUUGGACCACCGGGGUCUGAAUAUAGUGAGACUGACAUGAAAGUCGCCGACGCGAUGGUAGAGCUGUGGUCAUCGUUUGCUACCACUGGGAUUCCGACUACAGCAGCUCUCAGUGGCUACGAAAUUUGGGAACCAUUCUCAUUGGAUGAAAAAUAUCUUCAGGUCGGUAAUGAUAGCGAUCCUGGACUCCAGGUUAAAGCUGGUUUCCACAAAGAGCGAAUGGAGUUCUGGAAAAAGUUCUACGAUGCUAGAAAGUAG
This is a messenger RNA of Diprion similis, 1767 nucleotides long. Its product is annotated as esterase E4-like. NCBI's taxonomy places the organism in Eukaryota, Metazoa, Arthropoda, Insecta, Hymenoptera, Diprionidae. The transcript has 7 exons. Bases 1 to 1767 code for a protein of 588 amino acids. The record is from RefSeq and is a predicted model, not a curated record.